GGAGCUUUCGGUCGCUCGGGAGACGGAGGGCUUUCCCUGGAUGGUUGCAGCGGAGCGAUCAUGACGGGGAAGAAGUCUUCCCGGGAGAAGCGGCGCAGGCGUAGCGGCCAGGAGGUGGCCGCGACCGUGGCGGCCCCUGAGCCCGUCCCCGCCGUGGGCGGCAGCGGCAGCGGCAGCACGAGCGGCUGCGGGAGCACGAGCGGCUGCGGGAGCGUCAGCUGCUGCGGGAACGCCAGCCUCACGGGCAGUGUGACCGGCGGGGGCAGCGGGGGCAGCAGCUGGGGGAGCCGCAAGCGGAGGAGCACGGACUCGUCGUCCGGCGUCUCGGGCUCCCUGCAGCAGCUGCUUUCUAAAUCAAUUGAAGUAUGGAGAGAAAGAGUAAAGGAUGCUGAACAAGAAACCAAAUAUCUUUUGCCAACUUUGGAAAAUGAAUUGCUGUUGGCAGAGCAUAGUGACCUUGAAGAAGGUGGACUAGACCUGACUGUGUCAUUGAAACCCGUUAGCUUCUACAUCUCUGACAAAAAAGAGAUGCUACAGCAAUGCUUUUGCAUUAUAGGAGAGAAGAAAUUGAAGAAGAUGCUUCCUGAAGUGUUAAAGAACUGUUCAAUAGAAGAAAUUAAAAAACUGUGCCAGGAACAGUUAGAGCUGCUGUCUGAAAAAAAAAUCCUGAAGAUUCUUGAAGGUGAGUCUGGUGUGGACUCUGACAUGGAACAGGAGGCACCUGAUGACUCUAAGCUGGGAUCUGAUUUAGCCAGCCAGCAAGACAACUGUGUAGAUUGCACAUCAUCCCUGAGAGAAAACAAGCCACCCGAGGGUUUGGAAUUAAAACAAGGCAAAGGGGAAGAUAGUGAUGUACUCAGUAUAAAUGCAGAUGCUUAUGACAGCGACAUAGAAGGCCCCUGCAACGAAGAAGCAGCUGCUCCUGAAACCUCAGAAAAUACAGUCCAAAGUGAUGCUGGUCAGAUAGAUGAUCUGCAGAAAGACAUUGAAAAAAGUGUGAAUGAGAUUCUGGGACUGGCUGGGUCAAGCCCAAAGGAACCAAAAGCAGCCACCCUGACUGUCCCUCCGCCAGAAGAUGUUCAGCCUUCUGCACAGCAACUGGAGCUGCUAGAACUUGAGAUGAGGGCAAGAGCAAUUAAGGCCCUCAUGAAAGCUGGGGAUGUAAAAAGCCAGCCUAGAUACUGAACUGCACUUUGAAUUUUGAGUGUGUUUGAAUGAAGCUAUGCCAUACAAUUUUGUAUCUGAAGUUUUAUUUGGAUCCUAUGUGGUAUUUCUCAUGUGACCCUCAUUAGGUAAACUCAUCACAGGCCUGAUGUUAUCCAUGGUUAACUUUCAUUGGUUACUUUUGUAUUAUAGACACAUUACUAUUUUUGAAUUCAUGGUAAAAAUAGAUGGGUAGCCUGGAUGCUUUGUUAGGUUUUUCGCUGUGUCUGCCAAUUAAUACUUUAUAAACCAUUAGCAAAGAGUCAUGCUUUUUUUUUCCUAUUACUUUCAAUAUUUUGGCACCAAACCUAGGAGCUGAAGAGAGAUCGACAAGGCAUGUUUCUCUACCUAUAUUUUGCAGUGGAAUAUUAAAUUAUUGCUCCCACAUUUAGCAGUUUAAGAAAUUUAUUUUUUUAUUUAUAUUUGCCUUUAAAAUAUGAACUGUUUUGAAGAUGUCUCCUGUGGAUGAGUAUUUCUUAAGUUAAAACUGAAUCACAGUUUUGGUUAAAAGGCUACACCACCUGAAAUGACUUAGAAAAACUUUUUUAUAAAGGGAAGAAUGAAUUAAUUUAAGGCAAUUUUUAGCAGUGCAGAAUUAAUUGUCCAUGUGCAGUCCUAGCAGACAGACCAUUCUAAUGGGUAUUUGAUACUCUUGGACAUUUUGUUCACGUUUUUUCUUCAAUAAAAAGGAACAAAUUUUCCUUUACAUUCCAAGCUACCAGAAAAGGAGAAACUUCUAUCAUGUAAGAUUUUAUCUGAUACUGUUACUUGAAGAUCUGAUGCGCUUUAUUCCAUGAACCAAAAGUAAUAAAAGACUGUUGUCUGAA
Molecule: messenger RNA, 2030 nt
Organism: Ochotona curzoniae (black-lipped pika)
Lineage: Eukaryota; Metazoa; Chordata; Mammalia; Lagomorpha; Ochotonidae
Gene: CAAP1
Product: caspase activity and apoptosis inhibitor 1
Exons: 7
Coding region: 61-1185 (374 amino acids)
Source: RefSeq, a predicted model, not a curated record